CCUUAACCCUCUUUACUCUUGAGUCUUCAACCCAACAUAAACAUGUAAAAAAACAAUGACUUUAGCCUUUAGGUGUGUGUGUGUGGAGGGCCCCCACCACCUCAAACACCUCAACUCUUAUUACCCACUUACACUAUCCACCUGCCACCCUACCUUCCUCCGUCCUAGGCGGGCCGUUCCUCUUUUAUCCCUUUUACCCUCCCCACCUUCUUCCCCAAAAUCCCCCUUUUUUUUUUCUCUCUCUCUCUCCUCCAAUGACCUCCUCUUCUCCUCCUCCACAUCUUUCCUCCGAUUUCAUGGACCCACCUUUAGGCGUCCCUCUUCUCUUACCACCACCUCCACCACCACCACCACCACAACCACCUUCAUCUCGCCGUCUUCCUCCGCCGUGUUGGACACCCGACGAAACUUCCGCUCUUAUCGACGCUUAUCGUGAAAAAUGGUACUCACUCCGUCGUGGAAACCUCCGUGCUGCUCAUUGGCAAGAUGUUGCUGAUGAUGUUCAUCGUCGUUGUCCUCAUGUUGUUCUUCCUAAAACGGCUGUUCAAUGUCGUCAUAAGAUGGAGAAGCUUCGUAAACGUUAUCGUACUGAGCUUCAGCGUGCUAAGUCUAUUCCUCAUCAUCGAUUUUCGUCUUCUUGGGUUUAUUUUUAUAAGAUGGAUUCUAUGGAGAAAGGUGAUGAUGCUGCAUCUUCUUCUCUUAUUUUAGCUGAUGUUAAUAAUAAUAAUGAUAAUAAUAGUGUUUCUACUGUUGUUGUCGCUGCUAAUCAUCAUAAUGAUGCGGUCAAUCAUGGAUUUGAUGAUGUUGAUGAUGAUGUUGAUGGUGAUGGUGAUGAUGGUGGUGAUUGUGAUGAUGUUGAUGAUGAGGAUUAUAGUGUUGGUGGUUCUUUUAAGAGGAAUGGGUUGAGGAUUCGGAUUGCUGGGAAUUCUAGGAAAAGUUAUGCCGGAUUUGAUGAAAAUCCGAACCCUAACCCUAACUCUAAUUCUAACUAUAACCCUAAUUGCAACAUUAAGUUUCGGCGUCAGAUGAUGUUGAGGUGUAAUAAUGAAUUUGCGACACCGCCAAAGUAUGAGGAAGGAGGGAGGUAUAGGAAUGGAGUUUUGAGGAAUGGGAGUAAUGGUGGAGGUGGAUCUACUUCAGGGAUGGGGUUGGGGAUGGGGAUGAGUGUGAUGGCGAAGAAGAAGAGGAGUGUGUUGGGGAAGAGAGAGAGGGAGAUGCAGAGGGAUGGGGAGAAGGAGAGGGAUGGGGAAAGGAGUGGGGGAGAUAAAGCGACGAUGGCGAUGGUGGAGGCGAUACGAGUAUUGGGAGAAGGGUUUGUGAGGGUGGAGAAGAUGAAGAUGGAGAUGAUGAGGGAAACAGAGAGGGUUAGGAUGGAGAAUGAGAUGAGGCGUACUGAGAUGAUUCUUCAGUCUCAGCAACACAUUGUUGAGGCUUUUGCUAAAGGAUGGGCUGAUCUAGUUGUUAACAACGACGAUGAUGACAAUGAUGACAAGAACAACAACAAAGAUGCCUCUUCAUGAAUGCUAAUAUACCCAUUGAAUCAAUACAAUACAAUCCCUGGUAAAAUUAGAGUUUUUUUAAAAGGUGAUUGAAUUUGUUAGUAUAGAAUCUGGGGAGAUUGAAAGAGAGUUGUAUGUUUGGGAUAUUAUGCAUUUUGUAGUAAGAUAGAUGCUCAAAGAGUAUAAUUGUGAAUUUUUUCUCAGAUUAGUUAGUUUUUGAUUUGGAAUUUGGAAUUGCUCCAUAUCAUAUGUGUGUAGAUUUGUAUUGUUUAGUGUAGUUUUUUACUAGCUGUUAAUCUGUAACCUAAAUUGUGAAACGAUUUAGAUCUGAUUUCUGGUGUUAACUUGCUCAGUUUGCUUUGAA
Beta vulgaris subsp. vulgaris (sugar beet) is the source of this 1863-nucleotide messenger RNA. RefSeq lists its product as hypothetical. The record is from RefSeq and is a predicted model, not a curated record. The coding region runs from base 255 to 1520 and encodes 421 amino acids. The transcript has a single exon. Gene Ontology annotation, cellular component: nucleus. Gene Ontology annotation, molecular function: transcription cis-regulatory region binding. NCBI's taxonomy places the organism in Eukaryota, Viridiplantae, Streptophyta, Magnoliopsida, Caryophyllales, Amaranthaceae.